Aspergillus affinis is the source of this 858-nucleotide messenger RNA. Its product is annotated as kinase-like domain-containing protein. Gene Ontology annotation, cellular component: mitochondrion. The record is from RefSeq and is a predicted model, not a curated record. The transcript has 5 exons. NCBI's taxonomy places the organism in Eukaryota, Fungi, Ascomycota, Eurotiomycetes, Eurotiales, Aspergillaceae. The coding region runs from base 1 to 858 and encodes 285 amino acids.
AUGAUCAAGGGAACAAUAAGCGUGACGGCACGUCGCUUGUCAAAAACAGACUUGGUGAUUUUCAGUAACGAAGAACAAGAACUUCGCGACCGAUAUACUCCGUUCAAUGUGCUUGAGCUUCAGAGGAUCGCCGCAAGAAGUGUUGACACGAUAGAAUGCACUGCGAUCGCAAAGCUGGCAGAAGGGUCCUUUAACAAGGCGUUCAGAUUGACCAUGGACAGCGCCAUGACUAUGAUCGCAAGAAUACCCCAUCCAAUCGCAGGACCCAAUUUCUAUACGACAGCUCCAGAGGUAGCUACAAUGGAAUUUGCUCGGACUGUUCUCGGCAUCCCAACUCCCGAGGUCUAUGCUUGGAGUGCGAACCGUGAAAAUCCCGUUGGUUCCGAAUACAUCAUCAUGCAGGAGGCUCCUGGUGUGAAGUUGGAAGAUGUAUGGUAUGGGAGUCUAUACUUCGCUACAGGCAACGUUUCUGGAGCUGUCGCCGCAGAGGUAAUCGGCGAUGUGCCUGCGGCAGUUAAGGAUAACGCUAAUUGGCGCUUUUCUAUUGGCCCAGUUGUAGCUAGGGAGUAUUGGAAUAAAGAACGCGCGAUGAUGAAACCUGAUCGUCGGUCUUACCCAAAUGACCGUUAUGAAGAUGCCGUUGUUUUGUUUACCGAGCUACGCGAGACUCGAUUGAGGACUAUGAUAGGCAAAGAAAGAGAGGAGUUCGAGCGGCAAACAGAGUGGAUUGAAACAUCCUUGGUUGUGAAAAAGCAUAUGGCCACAACAACUCACCACUAUUAUGGCCCUUCUUCAGACUACGAGGCAGAGGCAGAGGUGGCACCAGAUCGCAUUGAACAGCCCAGAACCGACACCUGA